UAAGCGAACGGCUCUCAACAGCCACGAAUGUGUUUUUCGUUCUUCGGUUCCCGCGCAUUCAAUAUACAUAAGUAUAUAUGUACUCGAGACUGAUCCGAAAGAAACAUAAUCGAGACGCUGUCGGAAAUCCGCAUCGUAACAUCAUCGUAACGUACAAUCGCGACACACACGUAUAUUACCCGGUUCAACAAGAGUUCAUUGACGCAAAAAUCAGUUAAUUCGGUUUAAAAUCAUCAUUCGGUCCAACAUUUCGGUUCUUCAACCUUUCGUUUCCCGCAACUGUGGCUUUAACAAUUCAAACUGGAUUCCAACAAGCAGUACGUGUCGCGAUUACAUCGCGGCUACCGGAGGCUUAAAAAAUUAUUCAAGCGUGUGGCGAACCAGGCGCUUACCGUUUCGCCACAGCCGGCAGUAACGGUGGAGGGGCCGGUGUCCAAAAUGUCUCCACCAACGAACGACGUGACCAACGGUGUGGUUGCGCCGCCUAACACCCUGGCGCCCCGGGUUUCGCCGACCGCGAACCCGGCACUUACCACCAACAACCCACCGACGCAUAAACGUACUCCCAACGACUUCAUUUUUGGAAAGGUGAUCGGCGAGGGAAGCUUCUCCACCGUUUACCUUGCCAAGGAUAUCCAUACCGGGAAGGAGUACGCGAUCAAGGUGUGCGACAAACGUCACAUCAUCAAGGAGAAGAAGACCGAGUACGUGAAACGAGAGAAGGAGGUAUUGAAUAUGCUGGCGGACGCGAAACACUCGUUUGUGCGUCUGUUCUGCACCUUCCAAGACGUAGAGAGAUUGUACUUCGUCCUGUCGUACGCGAAGAACGGUGAGCUCCAGCCUUAUAUAAAGAAGGUUGGCUCGUUUGACAUCGAGUGCACCAGGUUCUACUCGGCGGAGAUCCUCCGCGCCCUCGAGUACCUGCACGGGCUCGGCAUCAUCCAUCGGGAUCUCAAGCCGGAGAACAUACUACUGGACGAGAAGAUGCACGUGCUCAUCACCGACUUCGGCAGCGCGAAGAUCCUUAAAGACCCGGAAACGACGGUGACGCACGGCACCAACGUGACGGACGACUCGCAACAACAACAGAAUCCGCAGCAAACAUACCGAAGGGAGCGCAGGGGUUCGUUCGUGGGUACCGCCCAAUACGUAUCGCCGGAGCUCCUUACCGACAAAACCAGCAGAGCGUCCGAUCUCUGGGCCCUUGGUUGCAUAAUCUAUGAGAUGGUCGCCGGUCUGCCACCGUUCCGUUCCAGGAGCGAGUACAUGAUAUUCCAAAAAAUCCUGAAGCUCGAAUACGAGAUUCCGGACGGGUUUUGCGAGCUGGCGAGGUCCCUCGUCAGCCAGCUGUUGGUACUCGACCCAUCGCAGCGAUUAGGCGCGCAGGACGAACACGGCGCCGGUUACCCGAGCAUCAGGGCGCACCCGUUCUUCGCGGGCGUCGACUUCGAGACCCUUCACGAACAGACGCCACCACCGAUUUAUCCCUACCUGCCCGGUACAUCGGAGAACGAGGAGCUCAGGUCGCAGUACAGGAUUCCCGAUCAUCUGGAGCCUGGUCUCGACGACAAGCAGCUCACGAGGCUACUUGGCCUGGGCAUCGGAGAGGAUGACGACGACGACGACGACGACGAGGUGAACACCACCCCCGAAGACCAGAAGAAACCCGCGCAGACCAGUGCUGUCGUCGAGAAGCCCAGGAGAACGAGAACAAACACCGCACCCGACGUCAAGAAUAUCGCCGAUUUGAUGCCGGAGGAGAUCAAGACUCGACUUGAGAAGCAACACGCCUCGAAUCAGUGGGAUGUCUUCGUCGAAGGCAACCUGAUACUGAAGCAGGGGUUCAUCAACAAGAGGAAGGGUCUCUUCGCGAGGCGAAGGAUGCUACUACUCACCACCGGACCACACCUGUAUUACGUCGAUCCUGUGAACAUGGUGCUCAAGGGCGAGAUACCCUGGGGCCCGGAACUUAGGGUCGAACCGAAGAGUUUCAAGAUCUUCUUCAUUCACACGCCAAACAGAACAUACUAUCUCGAAGACCCCGAGGGUUUCGCGUUGGAGUGGUGUAGAGCGAUCGAGGACGUGCGAGUCGUCUAUUACAACUUGCAAGAGUCCGCCGCUUAAAACAGAAGACUGAUGAACACGGAGACUGUUUUCGCAUGGGACAGAGCAGAGAGAGGUGUGUUUCAUCGAUGACGGUAAACAAAUGUCCGCGAGGUGCGAUCACACCGAUGUAUUAUUAUAAUCAUGUUCGUGGCCAGAUGAGGCGAUUAUAUCGUAAAUCGUUUGUUAGCGUGUAACUCAUUAGGAUAGAUUAGCGUUCUUCUAGUGUACGCCUACGGAGCGUUAUUUGUACAGUUUUAGGACAAAUUUUCUAGGUAAAAAUUUAAAGUGUUUAUACAUAUAUAUAUAACUCUCUUGACGAAAGGGAGACGAGGACAAGAAAAACGAACGUGUCGAGAAUCGUGCAGUCACCGUUUUUCACCGAUUACGUUUUUUUUUUGCUAUUUAUUGUGUCGAAACCAUGGAUUUACCUUGGAGUGGCUGCACGACUCAUUUUCGAGAACAAACAAAGGGAAUAGCGAAAUUUUUAGCCAAGGCUUUGAGCUGUGCGGUAUUCACAGCGUCACGCGCCGCCCGUGACGUAACGCGCCCGUGAACGAGGUCGCCUGUCGAUUCCGCUGCUUUCGACAUGGAGAAAGGGGGAUAACUUGUUCCUCCGGGCGAAUUUCGUUGUUCGCAAUUCGUGACACGUAAUCGGGACAUCGUGAUCCAAAAUUUCGACGGAUUAAGUCGACGCUUCGUUGCUCUUCGGGGGUGAGGGUGGGGAGAAAAAAAUAGUACCUGUUUGACGAUGAAGGGAGGGUGGGAAGCGUCGAUUUAAAGCGCGGGUCGAAGUCGCGAUCGACGAACAUUGGCGGUGCUUAGUAAUUUUCUUUCGUUCGUAGUAAAGAUUCGUGAAAACUGUGAAUAAAUUUUGUUAGGAGCGGCGAUCGAUCGCGCUGACGGCCUCGCUUCGUCGAUUCUAGGGCGUCAAUUUAACAUAUAGUCGAAGUUAACCAAAAAGAAAAUUAAUAAAAAUGCGGUGGGGGACAACAUUACGCGGCUUCGCAGCUUUAAUGAACUGUUUACGUUACCUGAAAGGGGUGCACGAAAUUUUGCGCGUUGUUUCGUCGUACCCCUUAUUCUCUUCAUAUUACAGUAUUCUUCUCGUUGUUCGUUACCCCUUUCCCUUCUUGGUACGUUGUAAAUAUUAGCACGAUUUCACGGAGUUCGGGCUUCGUAAAGCAUUACACCGUUGUAUAAAUUGUUCUAUAUAUGUGCAUGCAUAUAUAUAUAUACAUAUAUAUAUAUAUUUGUAAGUACAAAAUCGUUGUCCGACCACGGCGUUUUUCCUGUUCGCCUUUUAAACCCGAUUCUCUUUAUCGUCGAUCUGGACCUCGCGGACAUCGAUCUAGCAAUGUAUAGCCGGAAACUGAAGAGACGGAACUGUUCAGAACUUAAUCGAAGGAAACUAAUGUUUAGUGAUCGUUAAGAGAGAGAAGAAUUAGCAUUCGUUUGUACAAAAGAGAGAUAGCGAUGGGUAUAUCGGAAGAAUAUAUUACUUCUUCCAGCGCAAGAUUUGACUGAGUGUGACCCUAUGAUUUAAAUAGGUAAUUAGUAGAAUUGUUUAAAGAAAAUGAUAGGUUUAAGAUGGAAGUAGUGAACCGUUUAGACUUGCGAGAAUCAUACACAACAGAAAACAGAUACACCUUCACCACCACACUUGUUGCGUUCGUAGUUAUUGUUUAUCGUUCUUCGCUAUUUACUCAAACUUUCUAGAGUUUAGUAACGCUGCUACACGAUUACCGUUUUAACCGUUUCACGUAAAAGUAUUUUUCCCCCUCUCGUAACUUCGUCGACGUUAUUUAAGCAACGAUAUUUUUGUUUUCUCUGUUUUCUUUUUUCGAGCGUCGAUGCUCUCCUAAUUUAUUAUUACGUAUCGUACGUUUGUCUCGUCGUUUAUUUAUUUAUUUUUUAUUUGCUUUUUUUGCGUAUUCGCGCGUUUAGUAUCAAUCACACGCCUCGAUUUUGCGUAAACGUUCACAACACAGACUUUAGUACUCUGCUAUAUGCUACCACCACUGCGAUUAUUAUUAUUAUUAGUACUACUACUAUUACUAUUGCUAUAUCUAUUAAUAUUUACUAUUCUAGCGUCGUUAAUUGCGUGCGUAGGUAUCACGCGUACACGUGCGUACGCGCUUGUUUAUAAUGCGUUCAAAUAACUUAUAUUAUUUCUAUCGUCUUUAGGCAUUAACAUUUAGGUAAAAGUCUGUAAAUACUGCCGCGUUUAUCGAGAACCCACCGAAACGCUAUUUAUUCAGCGGCGAUCGGAUCGCGGCCUGAACUUGUACGAUAGACCACCUGUAUAUUACCUAUACAUAAAUAUUCUAUAUAUACAUAUAAAUAUUAUAUAUAUAAAAGGGUAUAUAUAUACACACGGAAAUAGACGAGUACGGUUAUAUAAGAUAUUUAUGAAUUUGUGAAUAGUAGUUAGCAGAAAUCUCGUGUAUAAACAUUCGUUCGUAGGUUUUAGGAUGAACCAAGCGCGCUUAGGUUUAAUAAGUAUUUUUGUUGAAACGUUACCUCCGCCGCGAUCCGAUCGCCCGCAGAAGAGUUGUUCGUUCGCGCGUCAUUGUAUUAUAAAUUCGCAGACUCCAUGGCCCCUCGCGUACCUUCUCGCGAUGAACUUAGGCGACUUAAACAGGGUAUUCGACGGAAGAUGCCGGCGACCGGGGGUGGUUUUGAUCGCGGUGCCUACGAAUGCCGCACGAGUAUGCUCGAAAUAAUGGUGGUCCGUUUACGGGCCGGCAUUGUCCUUGCGCCCAGCGGUAUUCCAAAAUGACCGCUUUUGUGUGCCGCGUACGGUGCUUGCGGGCGAAAAUGGGGCGCUCAGGCACCGCGAGCUCAAUCACUCCUGUUCCCGGUUUUCUCCUCUUCAAACUAGUGAGAAAUCGAUCGCGAGAAGGUAUAUUCGAAUAGUUGUUGAUCCUCUAUCUCCCCGGUAUCAAGCCUCCCACUUCACGGGAAAUAGCGUCUCGGUGGCGUUAGAUAAAUUGAAGCGUGAACACAGCCUUUCUGCGAAAAGGAAGCACGUAUCCAAGAGCGUACCCAAAAAUUUCAGAGGCGGCUAAACACGUUUAUCGCUUAACCGCAGAAAUAAAGCCGCCUCGAUCGUUCACGGUUAAGUCCGAUAUCAAAGUUCCUCGCUGCUCCGACGAUCUUGCUUCCCUUUUAACGAGGAAAGAGUGUGUUUAAAAUAAAGAACCGACCGUUUCACCGACCGAGGGAAAACCGUUUUUAAUCGCCUGGUCGGUGACACGGUGCGCGCGGAGCACCGUCGUUUCCACAGUCGUAAACUUUGCACGCUCUACGUUUUAUGCAGACGUUGCAAACUUUCAGGUGGAAACGCACGUGCCUCUUUUCCUGAGCGGUCGACGGCACCCGUCGACGAGGAAAGAUGGUCGAUGUUAUCAAAAAUAUAGUUUUCCGUCGUUUUUUGGAGACUGGUCUUGAGAUUCCUAAUUCCCUGAGGGGUAACGUCUUACCUCGUUUUGUAUUAUAGUUCACUUAAAAUUCUAGCCGAACUUAAAGAAAAAUCUCUAGCGUACUUUGUUGAAUGCGCGUCCGACGCGAAAGAUUAUAUAUGUAGCUAAUUUAAUUUAUACGCUCGCGCGAGGGAAGAAUACUUAAAUGAAGAAUAUGAGACAAGCGAAGAUGCAUAUAAAAAAGAAAUAUAGAAAAUUAUAGAAACCACGCAAGCAAUAACAGUAAGGCCUUGCGAUUAAACAAAUGCCUACCGUUUCGGCGUAACAAGGGCGGUUCAACUAUUAAUUGCAGUAUUACUAAAUGUAUACAGGACUAAAAACUACACACUUAUCUACACAAGCCAACAUCUACACACGAAAAACGAUUUACUUAUACACACCGGAUACUUCACAUCGGAUAAGACUUUGUAAAUAGUUAGCACGUAAUUGAUAUUACAUAGGCGACAAGACCUAUUAAUAUUAACAUCAAAUUUAUUUAUAGUAAAUUUUCCGAAAUAUACCGUAUAUCUUUGUGUUAUCAA
Ceratina calcarata is the source of this 6109-nucleotide messenger RNA. It is a transcript of the gene Pdk1, whose product is annotated as Phosphoinositide-dependent kinase 1. Gene Ontology annotation, molecular function: ATP binding; protein serine/threonine kinase activity. The record is from RefSeq and is a predicted model, not a curated record. Gene Ontology annotation, biological process: intracellular signal transduction; peptidyl-serine phosphorylation. The transcript is spliced from 4 exons. Bases 439 to 2124 code for a protein of 561 amino acids. NCBI's taxonomy places the organism in Eukaryota, Metazoa, Arthropoda, Insecta, Hymenoptera, Apidae.